Drosophila takahashii is the source of this 822-nucleotide messenger RNA. It is a transcript of the gene epsilonTry, whose product is annotated as epsilonTrypsin. NCBI's taxonomy places the organism in Eukaryota, Metazoa, Arthropoda, Insecta, Diptera, Drosophilidae. The record is from RefSeq and is a predicted model, not a curated record. Gene Ontology annotation, biological process: proteolysis. Gene Ontology annotation, molecular function: serine-type endopeptidase activity.
GGAUCAGCUACAACCGAUUAGGAUGUUGAAAUUCGCAGUACUUCUCUCCGUUCUGGCCUGCGCCUGGGCAGGCACCAUUCCCGAGGGGCUCCUGCCCCAGUUGGAUGGUCGCAUCGUGGGUGGCUACGAGACCAGCAUCGAGGCCCAUCCCUACCAGGUGUCCCUGCAGCGCUACGGAUCGCACUUCUGCGGCGGCUCCAUCUACUCCCACGACAUCAUCAUCACCGCCGCCCACUGCCUGCAGUCGGUGUCCGCCAGCGAGAUCAAGGUCCGCGUGGGCAGCACCUACUGGCGCUCCGGCGGCAGCCUGCACUCCGUCCGCUCCUUCCGCAACCACGAGGGCUACAAUGCCCGCACCAUGGUCAACGACAUCGCCAUCAUCCGCAUCGAAUCCGAUCUGAGCUUCCGCUCCAGCAUUCGCGAGAUCCGCAUCGCCGACUCCAAUCCCCGCGAGGGAGCCACCGCCGUGGUUUCCGGAUGGGGCACCACCGAGUCCGGUGGCUCCACCAUUCCCGAUCAUCUGCUUGCCGUCGAUCUGAAGAUCGUCGAUGUCGAUCGCUGCCGCUCCGAUGAGUUUGGCUACGGCAGGAAGAUCAAGGACACCAUGAUCUGCGCCUACGCCGCCCACAAAGACGCCUGCCAGGGUGACUCCGGCGGACCACUGGUCUCCGGCGAUCGCCUCGUCGGUGUUGUCUCCUGGGGCUAUGGAUGCGGUGAGGUGAGGUACCCCGGCGUCUUCGCCGAUGUCGCCCACUUCCACUCGUGGAUCGAGGAGACCGCCCGAGAUGUGUAAACACUUGAAAUAAAUCGCAAUUGAACAGA